UGCAUUAAGCCUUUACAAAUUAAUUCUGUAGCCCGUUGUAUGUAUAUUCGAGUCCUUUCAACAUUACAGUAGAAUUUCUGAUAAAGAUUAAGCACCCAUCACAAUCUCUUCUGAGAGCUAAGAAACAGUACUCGAGGCUUGUCUCCUUGGUUAACUUCAUAUGGAUCCGGCACGACCCAACAUGAGAGUUCGCUCUUCUGGUUCUACUCCAUCGGAGGAAUCAGCUUUGGAUUUGGAGAAGACUUGUUAUAGCCAAUCUAAUCUGCCUGCAUUUAAUCCACCAACGCUUCAACCCUAUGCGUCGGCUGGACAGCACUCGGAGAGCAACGCUGCUUACUUUUCUUGGCCUACCUCUAGCCGAUUAAGUGAUGCUGCUGAAGAAAGAACAAACUAUUUUGUGAACCUUCAAAAGGGAGUUUUGCCGGAAUCAAUUGGCAGGUUACCUAAAGGGCACCAAGCAACCACUUUGCUUGAGCUAAUGACUAUACGGGCAUCUCACAGUAAGAUCUUGCGUUGUUACAGUCUUGGUACUGCAAUUGGGUUUAGAAUUCGUCGGGGUGUGUUGACAGACAUACCUGCCAUCCUAGUCUUUGUUUCCAGGAAAGUUCAUAAGCAAUGGCUAAGCCCCAUUCAGUGUCUACCCACUAUCCUGGAGGGACCAGGGAGUGUGUGGUGUGACGUGGAUGUUGUGGAAUUCUCUUACUUUGGUGCACCUGAACCAACAAGCAAGGAGCAGUUGUACACUGAUAUUGUGGAUGAUCUCCGUGGAAGUGGCUCAUGUAUAGGCUCUGGUUCUCAGGUAGCAAGUCAAGAGACAUAUGGGACGUUGGGCGCUAUUGUGAGAAGCCAAACAGGCAACAGACAAGUUGGUUUUCUCACAAAUCGCCAUGUUGCUGUUAAUUUAGAUUAUCCGAACCAGAAGAUGUUUCAUCCUCUACCACCUACACUUGGACCUGGGAUAUAUCUUGGUGCAGUGGAGAGAGCUACUUCAUUUAUCACAGAUGAUCUUUGGUAUGGUAUCUUUGCUGGCAUUAACCCAGAGACAUUUGUGAGAGCAGAUGGGGCCUUCAUUCCCUUCAGUGAUGAUUUUGACAUGUCCACUGUAACUACGUGUGUAAAAGAUGUUGGAGAGAUUGGAGAUGUGAAAAUCGUAGAUUUGCAAUCUCCUAUCAAUAGUCUUAUCGGUAAGCAAGUGAUGAAAGUUGGGAGGAGUUCAGGAUUAACUAAAGGGACUAUCUUAGCUUAUGCCCUUGAAUAUAAUGAUGAGAAGGGGAUUUGCUUCUUCACUGAUUUUCUUGUUGUUGGAGAGAACCAACAGACCUUUGACCUUGAAGGUGAUAGUGGAAGUCUGAUUGUGUUGAAGGGUGAGAAGGAAGGGGAGAAACCAAGACCCAUUGGGAUCAUAUGGGGCGGAACAGCAAAUAGGGGUCGACUUAAACUUAAAGUUGGUCAGCCUCCAGAGAACUGGACAAGUGGCGUUGAUCUUGGACGCCUACUCAAUCUCCUUGAACUUGAUCUUAUAACAACAGCUGAUGCCCUCAAAGGUGCUGUGCAAGAACAAAGAGCUGCUUCAGCUACGGUGGUUGGUUCGACAGGCGGGGAUUCUUCUCCGCCUCCUGAAAUAGUGCUUCCUAAAGAUAAAGCAGAGCCAUUGGGACUUCAUAUCCAACAGCAUAUCCCUUGUUCAGAAGAGGGAGGUGGUCCAGAUAUCAAUCUGUCCCCUGCAGCCAAUUUGGAAAACAACAGUAUUGAACAUCAGUUCAUUCCAAGUUUCAAUGGGCGGUCGCCACUGCAUAGAAACGAGCGACGGUUUAGGGUGCAGUAUGAGAAUCUGAGUGCUUUGAAAAGCGGAACAGAUGAGGAUCUUGGUUUUGCGUUGCAUUUAGGUGACAAUGAGCCCAAGAGAAGGCGGUCCGAUCCUUUGGAUGAAGGAAGUUGAAUGAGGUUGUUUUGUAAACCAGGGGGGGCAAUCAACCUCUACAUGUGUUUUAAUUAGUUGUAUGGUAAAUCAAACCUUAAAUGUUUUGUGGUAUGCUAAUCCAAGACCCCUUUUAAUGUCUGAAAUUGUGUUCAUUUGGGUCGAAUGAAUACAUUUGAAUUUACUCUUAGAAAUCGUGAUCAUUUUGAUGUUC
Cynara cardunculus var. scolymus (artichoke) is the source of this 2132-nucleotide messenger RNA. RefSeq lists its product as uncharacterized. The record is from RefSeq and is a predicted model, not a curated record. Lineage: Eukaryota; Viridiplantae; Streptophyta; Magnoliopsida; Asterales; Asteraceae. The transcript is spliced from 6 exons. The coding region runs from base 161 to 1939 and encodes 592 amino acids.